CGGAAUCAUUUGAGGUUUUUGAUGUCGUACUAAUGCAUCUCGAGUCCAUCGGUAAGCAUUGUAAGAUACAACGACGUCGUUUGAUUGAUUCUCAGUAGAUCGGUGAUGUGUGAGUAUGGAUACAAGCACCGCCCUUUCCUGACCUAUGGCCCCUUUAUUUGUUUUCACUCGAGACACAACAGCUUACAUGACGUAGUUGAUCAUGAGACAUCCACAUUACCAUGCGCUCUUAUGAUUUGACCUCCAGGCCAAGUUAGAGAUAAAUUAUGAUGUUAUUUUUUCGCAGGACUAGAGAAACAACGCACCAUUUUUAAACGGUCACGCAGCACAUCUUGAACUUGAUCUUAUAUUAAUCUUCACAGUAACUACACUUGUAACAACGAACUACAACUAUCUUCCUCAAGAAGAUGUCACUCCUUAUCUUCCGUGCUUCGGGCGAUGUGAUGCGUGUGCCAGUUCCGGCCACGUAUCUCAACCGCGAGUUGGUACCUGGAUCGCCGACAAGUGCGCCGGCAAGUCCUGCUAGCUCACCCGCAAGCCCGAAUGCGGGAGUUGCGACAAGUGGACCGAGUAGUCCUCUAGCACAAGCACAUGAGCAAGCCUCUGGUGCGAGCGGCACCACGACUGAAACAACAGGCCAAGUAGUAGAACAAGAUGAUCACCACGCGGUAACAGGAUUAAGCAGCUCAAGCUCAGCCAGCAGUUCAUCAAAAGCUGGUGCCGCUGGUAACGACGUCGCCGUAGCUGACUACAAUGCGAAGACGAAUGAUCAAGUCAACAAUAAUGAAAAACAAAAAGCUGGAUCAAUCUCAACCUCGGGUCAGAAAAGCGUUGAUCAUGAUACUGGCAACAACAAACAGGCCGCUCAAAAGAAAUUGAAUAAGGACAAGGGUGGACCAUCUCCUCGUGCGUCUUCAUCUUCUCCCACAAAGGGUUUAGGGUUCGCGACUUCUUCUCCGAGUGCUCGAAAGAAAACUUCCACGAGCCAGAUUCGAGCAUCCUCUUCUUCCAGAGCAGAGGGGACGUCAUCGUCAAGACGGAAUCAGGGGAAUCUGUCAUCUCCUUCCUCAAGAGAUACUUCGUCAAGACGGGAUCGCGAACAAAUCGAGUCGGAUUCCUGGAUGCAAAGGCAGCUGUCGCGAUCACUGCUGCACCGAACCCAGCGAGCAUUUGUGGAGAACUACUGGUCCAGAUUUGAUCAUAGUAAGAGCGACACUGACGGGGAAAAUAAUUUGAAGCGACUGCCGGGAAUGCUGUCGUCGAGAUUCAAUACAACAGCUGGUAAUAAAGCAGUAGAUGUCGAUUCACAAGUUGUCACGGGAGGUCUAGGAGGAGCACCUACAAGUAGUUUGUUAGGUAGUGAAGUGCAGGUGCAAGAUGUUGAUGAUGGCACUGCCUCUCGUGACCAGCAUGUAGAAGACGUGGACUCAUCGAGAGCGCCAGGUCGUGCCGGUGGCCCACGUCGGCUUUUAGUAGAGCAGAAACAACGUGAAGCAACUAGCGAUCCUGAGUUGGACGUAAGAGCAGGUGGAAGGAGUGGACCGCAACAGGUAGAGUUCAUCAACGAGCUAAAUCUGAGGUACAACACGCGCUUGUACAACAAUCCCGCAAACAUUGCGGGGAUCAGCAAAGAACGAAUGCGAGAAAUUACACUCCUACAACGCAGCGCGAACGGAUCGGCUUCGAGUUCUGGAACCGAAGACCAUGACGUUGGGACAGGGACUGGCACGGAUAAAGAAAAAGAAACUUCCAGUACCACCUUAAACAAGAUGAAGAAGGACAAAGAAGGCACUGGCGUGGUUAGCGAAGACUUGCAAGAAGUAGAAGGGCAACGGCAAGAAGCUAGUAGUAGUGCGUCUUCAAAAAAGAAAUCCUUCGCAGUCAUAUCCUCUUCGAAUGCUUCAGGGUCGAGCAGUGUGCACUCCACUCCACGUGGUAUCUUGGAUGGUGCUCCUGGAAUCGAUGGACCUCCGCAAUUGGUAGGUACCGGCGCUGGGCCUGGACCGCUAGUAGUUCUUGGAGGCAAUAAUGAAAAUCUGUUGGUGCAAAGAUUUGGACAGAACCGUGGUGGUCAUCUUGAGACAGAUCAGGAAGAGCAAGAUGUUGAUGUCGAUCAUGAGAUAGCUGUUGCAGACGAUGCUCGUCGAGCAGCAGGUGCAGCAGGUUUGAUAGAGCAGGCUUUACCACCAAGAAUCCCACCUCCUGCAGCAGGCGCACCUCUAAAUCUUGGAAAUAAUCAAGUAGAUUAUGGUGGAAUCAUUGUGAAUGCUGCAACAGGACAAGCAGCAGGGCCGUUUGGAAUCCACCGCACCGGUGGACCGGAAGCACCCGGGAGUUCCCCAUCGCAUCAUCUCAAGAGGGAUGACGAUGAGGACCAACUACACCGACGCAAGCAUUCUACAGAAGCGAUUUCGAUGCCAUGGUCAACGAAAUUGGAUGAAGACGACGACUUUCCACCUACAAACCCUGGUGGUGGCUCUAGUAGUAGUACACAGAUUCCUGGAUCUUCACCGACAGGAGGCUCCGCCGCGUCACCGAUUGUUGGUGACGCCCGACCCGCACCAGCCGAUGCAGCCGCGACUGCAGAUGUUGAUUGGGAAGCUGGUGGAUUCCCGUUUCAACCUACACAACGGGCUAGCACUCUGCCAGAACAUGAUGGACCUCUACAACUACCGCAUGGAACAACUCCCGAUGUUGAACUUGGACAAGAGAAUGGAGGGAGGUCUGUGGCGAACUACAAGAAUGUUGACCACUCUGAAUUCACUACAGCACGCGGUGCUGGUGCACACGCGGCAAAGGCUGUUCAGUGGGGUGACGAGGUGGAUUGUAUUGGUGAUUUUGGUCAACAGCAGGGUGCGGCAGGCUACGUUGAUAAUCCCUAUGACGAGGCGCAUUUCGAGGAGUCAACGUUUCCAGAUGCUAAUGAGUGCACUCUGACAGUAAGAGAAGCACGCUUCCUAGUGGCGCAGGCACUCUCGCAUUUUGACGGACGGAAAGUGCCUGUGAAUCUGUGCUAUCUCAUCGACAUGGACAGCGACGAGGGACAUGUGAUGACGGAUCAAGAGCUUAUUAGGGACUACAAUUUCACGGCACUGCUGGUGAUCCAGACGAAAGACUAUCUGCAGGUACCUAUGAAUUAUAAUCACUCAUUUACAUUUUCUACAGGAGAAAUAGACCGACACUGACGCACGAGUUUCUACACCUACAACUGGGGUUUUCGUGAUAGAUUUACCUCUUCUUUUUUUCAAGUAGUCGUGCGUCCAUGUGAGGAUUGAUUAUGAUAUGGAGUCAAAAACUGUAUUCAUAUUCAAAAACUUGAAAAAGAAACUUUUCGCCAUGACGCUGGCAGACUGCAGACAAAGCAUCAUAAGGAGCCAGCAGCAGAAAUUAGCCGAAGGUGGGAACUGUGGCAGAAGGCAAGAACCCAGAGGAAGCGGCGAAGCCCAGAGGGCCGCUCCUUGCGAGUCUGCCGAAGCCAGCGCCCGACCUCUACGACUGCGCGAAGCCAGCGCCCUAAACCCUAAACCCUUUUUUUCAAGUAGUCGUCCAUGUGAUGAUUGAUUAUGAUUUCCAACUCACUUACAACUUUGAGCACCACAUCAACCACGACAACAGGACGGCAAAUACGAGUCUCUUGCCGCAGCUUUGCUGCAUGAGGAGGAUCUUGAGACCAGCUAUGAGAUCGUCUACCAAAUGAGCGAGGAAGAGCUGAACCAGUACACGACAUUUGACAAGGACGUGCAGACACACAUCUUGUAUGACGUGACUCGAAAUACGAAAACGCCCCUUGCCAAAACGUAUCAAGCGUUGGCGAUAGUUGAUAGUGGGAGGUUUCGAUAUCCUCCUUGUGAUUUGACCCAUGGGCGAGAUGGAUACUAUGACAACAUUCUAGUGGCUAUUAUUCGGGUCUUAGGCUGGAGUCAGCCGACGGGAGCACUCGGAGAUCGUUUGGUGCGGAUUGGUACUUUUUUUCAUCGAACAAGAUUUCAGAGAGGAUUCCUUUUUUCUGAGACGGGCUUACAACUUACUGUUCAGUUGUCCGUCGUAGAUAUAAAAUCAUUCUCAUUAUUUUUUACAUGAUCCUUGAUCCUUCUACUUGGCGCAAGAAACGACAAAAACUCACUACAACAACACUACAGCCCGCCUGAUCCUGGACUCACCGUACACGAAUAAGCAAGACUUGCUUGUGAACAAGCUGUCCGAUGUGAACGAGACAGCGCUGAUGCUUGCGGUCCGAUGUAGGAAUUUCGCACUUUUCAAGCUGAUCCUUGAAUUCGCCAUGCGGCAUGACUGCGCUUCAGAGCUUGUGUCCAUCCGCGAGUCCAUUGGAGGCCACGAGACAGCGUUUCUGUUCGCAGCCAAAGAGGGGUGUCCGGACAUCUUCCAGUUCAUGCUCAAGAAUGCUAAGCGGUUCAGCAUUGACAUCAACCAGAAAAGCGAAUACGGACUUUCCGCGUUUUUGUUUGCCGCGAGUAACAACCAGGUGGAUAUCUGCAAGAUGCUGAUGGAGGAGCCGGGUUUUACAGGGGUGAACGACAAGUGCCGUGACGGAUGCAACGCGUUCUUGUAUGCUUGUUCGCACUACGGGUCACUGCAGAUGUGCAGGCUGUUGCUAGAGGGAAAAGUAAGAGUCCCAGCACCUCCGAUCGUGCAAAAAGCAGAACAAGGUGGUCCGGCAACCGCGACGAGUCCGACGAGUGAACCUGGUCGUGGAGCAGAGGGAACAACAGGCGUUCUCGGACUCGGAGGUGGUAAUAGAGGAACAAACACUCGAACUAGCACCAAUGGUCUAGACCUGGUCGCGGAUCUAGCGAAUGCUAUGGGUGCUACUACAGGAGGUAAUGCAACGAGAGGCGUGGUAGCAGACACUAUCUUCGAACAAGUUCCAACUGGUGCGACUGCUGCAGCUGCAACAAGAAAUCUCCAUGAAGGAGCGCCGGCGCCACGACCUCCAGGGAUGCAUGGCGACGUUGAAGCACAACAUGUAGACUCUACAACUGGACAAGAGGGAGCAUUGCAUAAUGGUUCGACAUCAUCGUCUGCUACUCCAUCCUCUCAAGAUCUUGUUGGAGCUACAAGCACAGCUCGACGACCUCCUUCGAUUGACCCAACCACCUCCACUGAGCCGUCAGAUUUCUCAAAGUUGAAAAACACAGAUGAGAGACUUCUACCAGAUGAUGUGGAAGCUAGCCGUGAACUCAGUGGAGUUAGUGCUGAGCACCAGAACAAGCAGAAGCAAGUUCUUCCCCUUCCGAUUCCCCCAGAGCAUGAAGAUUCUGACAUUGAAUCGAAGAAGAGUGGGAGUUCUGGGAAGCAGACUUCUGGGAGUUCCGCUUCAUGCAGUGGCGACCACCCCACAAUGCCAGGUAUAGAAUUGCCGCUUGAAGAUCCAACUUUCUCCGCCUUCGCGACGCCAACUCGGGCACCCAGAACAAUGGGUGGUGCGGGUGGUCGAGUGAACAAUAUAGGUGGAGGUGGUCUUCUUGUUCUUGCUGGUCCAUCUGCUCCUGAAGUAGAGGUGAUCAAAUUGAGUAGCAAGAACACAGAAGCAGGAGGUGCAGCACCUCCAGGUUUGAUAGGAAGUGAUGGCGUAGCAGCUAUGUCUUCUACGUCUAGUGAGACCGUGGACUUGCCAGACGACGUGAACGCAGACCCUCCGCCACCUUUUAUGAGUGAAGAACAGGUCGCAUUUGAGGACGAUGCGGAGUUUGAAUACAGUCCUGAUCUGGAGGAUCUUCAGUUCUAUGCAGCAACGAUGGGAAUCGCGCCAGCAGAUAGGGGAAAUCAGGCUCUCCUCGACGAUGCAGAUGCUAUAGUCCAUGGCAGAGCAGCGGGAAGGAGGGCAAUGGCGAGGGCUCAAGCUGCUGGUGCAGCUCAUCAACGAAGAGGUAUAGAUACAACUGGUGCUGGCGCUGAGAAUGUUGAGAUGAAUGAAGGGAAUGGAAAUGUUACAACGACAACUUCUACAGCCGUGCCUGUUGUAACCGGUCGUGCUGCUCCACCUCCUCCUGCAGAAAUAGAUGAGCCGAAUGCAGCCAUGAACCAAUUAGACUACGACGUUGACGAUGAAGUUGGUGCGACUCCUGUGGCACUGCAAGGGUCGUUUGCUCCAUUUCGCGGUUUUCCAGAUGAGCGUGAUCUCAGAGCGAGACGAGAACGUGCGCAAGAACGGCUAGUUCGUGCACUUGGACAACAGCAAGAUGGGGGAGCAGGAGGACCACAAGUAGGAGCUCCACCAGAUGAAGGUGGCGUUGACAAUCACGCUGAUGCUCUUGGCACGACCGCAGCACCUGGAGGCCCUGCUCAACAAGCACCUGUGCCUAUGGAACUCCUUCAUGACGACGGGCACGGGAACAGUAGUGCCUGUCCCGACGUUGGACAAGGAGAGCGCGAUAGGUCAGGAGAGUCUAUGGAGGCGCCAAUGGGUUCUGGUUUACGUAUUCGAGAACAAGCUGCAGCGGGGGGCUCUGCCUCCUCUGGGAGCGAACCUUCUGCUGGCGUAGCCAUGCGACACCACGACGUCAGAGAGGCAAUGAUGCUUGCUGAUCUAGAAGAAAUGCGGAACCACAAUAGAAAUGCGAAUGGAGCAGUACCUUCAGGAGGCGUAGCAAGUACUCCUCCACCCCAUCCAAUCGGUGCUGCGCCGCCUCCAGCAGGCGCUGAAGGUUUAGUGCUGGGUGGAGGGUCAUCAGACUUGAUGCUCAGUACGUAUCGAACACCAGAGGCUAAUUUCCGAGAAGCAAGGUGGCGUAAGAGGCAGAUGUGGGACUACGAGCGUGGUGAAUACGCGGGUUUGGAUCAUGCAGGUUCUCGUGCACCUCCUAUGGAAGAUGUUGAGCCAUCCUCUUCUAGUAGUGCGACGAGGCCAUCUCCUCCAGAGACGCGUCCGAGUCAUCAAGCUUGGUCACCAGCUGACGUGUCUGGGGUACCCACUAGUACGAACCCUACUUCUGUUAAUACCGGAGAUGGAGGAGCCUCGUCAUCUUCUUCCACUGCACCCCCACAAGGACAGCAACAAACAGAAGAACCCCUACCUCCUCAGCCUAUAGUACUACAACAACAAACAGUAUUAGAGCGUGAGCGUCUACUACCUCCACCCUCUAGGACUACUUCUGCAGGAGCAAGGGAUACGACAACGCAAUGGCUUGACGGCGUUCCAAUAGCGCAACAUGGAGGAAGUCCAGUAAGAAGGGCCGUCGCUGAACAAAAUGCAGCUGCGGCGAAAGAAGAAGCUGAGAGAGUCUUAGGUGGAGAUGUCAACUCGAACUAUCCAGAGACCAUAACGAGUAGUGCUGGUGAGGAGGUCGCUGCACCAGAACAAGAGGCUGCAGCGGCCGUACCGACAGCGACUCGUCAACAAGAUCCUCCUGGUGCAGCUCCGGCAGCUGCAACUGCGUCAAUAACGUCUUCACCACUUGCUGGCGUUGCUGGAGGAGCUCCUACCACAAGCAGUUCUGGAGAAGAGAAUUUGUCAGAAGUCAGUAUGCAGGGAUUGCCAAUGGCAACAGCGAACGCUCACAACAACUUUGCGCGUCUCGCACGACCGUUUCUUCACGGUGGCCCUGCGCUAGACGCAGAGGAUGAGCGACCUGAUGUGGUCCCGCCACGGCCUGGGCAGGGAGUAGCAGAAGUGCAGACACAUGAUGUUGGUGAAGAAGCUGCUGCGGGUCCUCUUCUUGAUAAUGCGGCUGAUGCACAGAUGAACAAUCAAGAGAACAUCAAUGUAGUCGCUGCGGCUGUCGAUGUUCCCAUUGUCGUUGGAGGAGCUCGUGCGGCUAACCGUGCCCGUAACGCUGAGGACAAUCUUGAUAUCAUGAUGAACAACUUUCUACGAAAUCGCGGCGCUGGUCGCGCAGGGAUUAACAAUCUUAACGGAAGGAAUGGGAACAACAACAACAACCAGGAUGAAGGACUCCAGCAGCGGCGUUACAAAGUUGUUAGGUGUAACUUUGUGAACAAGUUCACAGGAUUCGAAGCCGUUGACCAAGACGGGAGGAACGGAUUUUUACGAGCUAUUCGAUCCGGGUAUGGCGGUGCGACGCGGAAAUUGUUACAGUACUUGAUCAAGCACAGUGACAAGUUCGGUCCCGGGUUCCUGGAUGCUUGCGACAAGGAUGGAAAUAACAGUUUUCAUCAGGCCAUUUACCGUUGCUCGAUCGAAACAGUGGAGUUGCUCCUUCAUCACAAGCACAAAUUCAAGAAGGGCUUCAUCAGUGUGAAGAACAAGGCAGGCAACAACGCGCUUCUGUUGGCAGCAAGCUUCAGUGAGCCGAUAACGCGAAUGCUACUGGAGGAAGAGGAGUUUCAAUUUAUUGAUUCAUCAAAGGGGAAGAUGACUUCUAGUUCUAGUUCUUCUAGUACAACAACAACAGGUACAACAGGAGCAUCACGAUCUUCAGUGGAGCAGGAGAAAAGCUCAUCGUCGUCGAGUUCGUCAAAGCCUUCUCCUGAUCUUCAAGCAAGUACACGUACUACAACUUGCGUUGCCAAUGAAGUGAACAAAGAGGGCGUGAAUGCAUUUCUAAGGGCGGCUUCCAUGGGACGACUGGACAUUUGCCGCUUACUCUAUAACCAUCGCGCCUUUCAGAAAGAGGGCAUCAACGAGGUCGAUCGUCACGGAAACAACGCACUUUUGCUCGCUGCGGGCUAUGGGAACAUUGGAAUUUGCAACUUUCUGUUGAAUGGUGAAGCACGAGAUGUAUUCACCGGGAGCAUCAAUUGCACGAACAAGCGUGGGGACACGAUGCUUAUCGUGGCAGCAGAGAACGGGUAUGCUGAAUUUUGCCGCAGCCUAAGUGCGGAUCCGAGAUUUGGAAUGCAUUUCCAUCAAAACAACGACGGCCAAACGGCGCUUCUCGCGGCAGCCAAGCGCGGCUACGUCGGCGUGUGCGACUUCUUCGUGUCGAGUGACAAGUAUAGACUGGAAUUAGAAAUCGCGGACCGCUUCGGGAAUAAUGCCUUUCUCUACGCAGCUGCGAGCUUUCGCUUCGCUGAGGACUUGGAGCGGGUAUUUUUUAACAUAGUAGAUCCACGAAAUAACGGCGGGAUGAAUGAUCACGACAUUCUCCGAGGAGAUAAUGAUAACAUCAACAAUCGUGGUGGAUUAGCAGGUGUUGUAGGUGCUGCUGAUCUGGACGGAAUGAAUAGAGGCGGCGGUGGUUCGAACCCCAACUUUCUUGCAUCUGUUGCUCAUGUCCACCACCCUAAAGUAAAAGUGCAAAGCGAGCACUUGCAAGAUCCGUCGUUAAAAUUCAACCUGUCAUUCUAUCAAGCGGUGAACCACGAAGGUCGGAAUGCCUUACAUCUUGGCGCAGCCGACGGCGCCUUGCACAUUUGCCGCUUCCUACUGAGAAAAGCGGCUAUUUUAGGCCUUUCUAAGGGAACGCGCGAUGGACACGGCAACACUCCUUACAUGCUUCUCAAGGAGAUGAUGAUCAAAAAUCGAUGGGACAAAAACGCUCUGUACGUCGAUUUUCUGCGUGAAUUGGCUACAAGUACUGACGAGGACGACCUCUUAGACGGAGGCUUAGCAUCCUCAGCGUCGUCAGCUUCUUCAGCUUCAGGGUCGUCGUCCCAAGAUCCGCUGGGUACCAGAGCAGCAGGGGUCGAGGCGCUGUUCACAACAGGAGAAAGAGGACAAGGUCGCGACGCUGGAGUGGACACAUACGAGGGGAUGGGUGAACUCUAGUUUUCUACUUGCAUUUUACUUCAAGACAAAACAAUUAAUCUUGCACAAAGUUCAGUGCAGACUGCCUUAAGGAUUAACUUCAUUGAUUACUUUUUCGAUCAUUAGAAGGAGGUUUAGGACCUGCUGUUGAGGUUUAUUCGGAAAUCACAAGUACUUAUUUAUCCAAUCGUAACCGUUUUUCUUUCAUAACUUUUUCAACUACCAUGACAAACAAUCAGUUCCAGUAUUAAGUCCAAAUUUACGAUCAUGUUGGUCUCCAUGAAUAGCAUGGAAGACCCCAACACGAUGAACACUUCCAGAAAUCUGAGUACCCCAAUGUUGAACUCGAAGAUAGUACUAGUAGAACUGCCACAAGUACAAUUAUGAUGUUGUCCUCGUCGUGUGGUAACAAAUAUCACUAUAGCAAAAUUAUCGGCAUUAUCUUAGCUUGAACUGGUAGCUCCUCCAUGCUCUUCAGAAGAUAAGCACUUUUUCUUGCAGCUCCGAAGAUCAUCUAAAUUUGAGAGCUCGUUUUGUAUCUGGUUGAUCACAUUUUAAUAAAACGACCUGUGUUGCAUAGUGGUUGUAGAUUGACAUUCUCCGCUCGUCCCCCAUUCCAUUGUAACUUUUGUUUUGACCAUGUCAUUGAAAAUUUUGAUAUAUUCAUUGUUCUUGCAAGUCUACAACUCAGCGACCGCAAUCAAGUACUAGUAGGUAUGUUGUUUGAUGAACAGGUAAUUGCACAGAUUUUGUUCCGAUCAUUUUAAUAUUUAGAUAGCUCAUGUUUUGCACAGCGGGAAAAUCAUUCUAGAAAAAUCUUCGGACGGUGGUGAUCAGAAUUCCCGUCUAGUGGAAGCAGGAGCAGCUGGCUAUCGUGGAUGGAGGAAUUAUGCCGAGUUGCCGUACAGAUUACACAGAGUAGUUUUCUUACAUGAUAACAUGCUGCCCAUAAGAUACGAUACAUCUUCAACGUGCUGUUUGAAUUUCAAAAGGAAAGGUGUAGAAACGUAGCAUGAAGAACAACGAACAACCUCGCAGGACUGGAAGACUCCCACAUUUUCACCCUAACCCCUCUCCAUUGAAGGUGAAUCUCUUGAACAAACUGUCAUCGCGGUUCGUGUAUGCUAGAGCUCACCCAACUACAACAGCAAAUUGAU
Molecule: messenger RNA, 10824 nt
Organism: Amoebophrya sp. A25
Lineage: Eukaryota; Dinophyceae; Syndiniales; Amoebophryaceae
Source: the annotation of a GenBank genome assembly